Gadus chalcogrammus (walleye pollock) is the source of this 1281-nucleotide messenger RNA. RefSeq names its product copine-5-like. Gene Ontology annotation, cellular component: plasma membrane. Gene Ontology annotation, biological process: cellular response to calcium ion. Gene Ontology annotation, molecular function: calcium-dependent phospholipid binding. The transcript is spliced from 15 exons. Lineage: Eukaryota; Metazoa; Chordata; Actinopteri; Gadiformes; Gadidae. The coding region runs from base 1 to 1281 and encodes 426 amino acids. The record is from RefSeq and is a predicted model, not a curated record.
AUGAAAAGCAGAGGAGGUCAAGGCGACAUUGUCUCUAACGAGAUCACAGAUAUGAAUUCCAUCACUCGCAGCCUCAGUGGGCACCAACUUGACAAGAAGGACUUCUUCGGCAAGUCAGACCCCUUCAUGGUCUUCUACAGGAGUAAUGAAGACGGGACGUUUACGAUCUGCCACAAGACGGAGGUGGUGAAGAACACCCUGAACCCACUGUGGGAGCCCUUCUCCAUCCCCGUUAGAGCCCUCUGCAACGGAGACUAUGACCGGACGAUCAAGGUGGAGGUGUACGACUGGGACAGGGAUGGGAGCCACGACUUCAUCGGUGAAUUCACCACCAGCUACAAGGAGCUGUGUCGAGGGCAGAACCAGCACAAUGUCUACGAGGUGGUGAACGUCAAGAAGAAGAUUAAGAAGAAGCGCUACAUUAACUCAGGGACGGUGUCCAUGCUGUCGUUCAGCGUGGAAUCGGAGCACACCUUCCUGGACUACAUCAAGGGAGGGACUCAAAUACACUUCACCGUUGCCAUCGAUUUUACUGCUUCAAACGGUAACCCUUCUCAGUCCACCUCGCUCCACUACAUGAACCCCUACCAGAUGAACGCCUACGCCAUGGCCCUGAAGGCCGUGGGGGAGAUCAUCCAGGACUAUGACAGUGAUAAGAUGUUCCCGGCACUGGGCUUUGGAGCCAAGCUGCCCCCUGACGGCAGGGUGUCCCACGAGUUCCCCCUGAACGGCAACAUUGAGAACCCCUAUUGCAACGGCAUGGAGGGCAUCCUAGAAGCGUACCACCAGAGCCUUAAGACCGUCCAGCUGUACGGCCCCACCAACUUUGCUCCCAUUGUCAACCAUGUCGCCAGGUAUGCAGCUGCUGUACAGGACGGCUCCCAGUACUUUGUCCUGCUCAUCAUCACAGAUGGUGUCAUAUCCGACAUGGCUCAGACCAAGGAAGCCAUUGUGAAUGCAGCUAAGCUCCCCAUGUCUAUCAUCAUUGUCGGAGUAGGACAAGCAGAGUUUGACGCCAUGGUGGAGCUGGAUGGAGAUGACAUCAGGAUCUCCUCCCGAGGGAAGCUAGCAGAGAGAGACAUUGUGCAGUUCGUGCCCUUCAGAGACUACAUGGACCGCACGGGGAACCACGUGCUGAGCAUGGCACGGCUCGCCAAGGACGUGCUGGCCGAGAUCCCCGACCAGCUCAUCCUCUACAUGAAGACCCGCGGGAUCAAGCCCUGCUCCCCGCCUCCGGCCAACUCCCCAGAUCACGACCACGCCCAGACCACCCCCAUCUGA